AUGCCGCUCCCGCCGCCGCCAUCCCCGUCUCCUGCUCCCCGGACGCCGGGGAUCGCCGGCGGACGCCUCUUCGCUUCGCUCCCGCCGCCGCCGCCGCUCCGGUCUCGGAGAGAGGUGCAUGUUUGGUAUCUUUUGCCUGAUGAGUUGAAUGAUGCCUCCCUACUGAAGAUGUACACGGAGCUCCUUUCCCCUUCUGAAAGGAAGACUGCUUUGUCUAUGAAUGGGGAAAAGUUGCAGAAAGGUGCUGUGCUGUCCCGUGCACUGGUGCGCACUACCCUCUCGAGAUAUACAGAUUGCAAAGUCGAUCCAAGAUCAUUUGAGUUUAAGAAAAACAAGUUUGGCAAACCUGAGAUACUGUGGCGAUCUGAUGACAGCAGGAUGGAACGGCCUUUGCAUUUCAAUAUUUCACACACAUCUUCUUUGAUUGCCUGUGGCAUAACCAUGGAUACUUCUAUUGGCAUUGACGUUGAAGACAAGAAACGAAAGACAACCAAGAAUAUUUUAUCUCUUGCUCGCCGUUAUUUCACCCCAUCUGAAAUUGAUUAUCUAGCUAAAAUUCCAGAUCCUGAUGGUCAGCAAAAGGAGUUCAUAAAACUAUGGACUCUUAAAGAAGCAUAUGUAAAAGCUCUUGGAAGGGGGUUUUCAGGCGCUCCUUUCAACAAAUUCUCGAUCAUAUUGGCAGCAAAUAACAGAAUCCAAAUUUCUGUGGCACCAAAAGUAUCCAACGGUUCUGACUCUAGCUGUGACUGUCUGUCUGAGAAUUGGCAAUUUGCACUUGCUGAGCUAAAUAGCUCUCAUUGCAUGGCAAUCUGUAUAGAGGAUGACUCAACAAGUUCAGAUUCGGAAAAUGGUAGACUGCCACUAGGAUUGAAAGUAUGGAAGACCAUUCCAUUCGUUGAAGAUAUACUUGUUUCAGGAACAGAAGCUGUAAAACUUGUCAGCUGA
Miscanthus lutarioriparius is the source of this 945-nucleotide messenger RNA. The record is from the annotation of a GenBank genome assembly. NCBI's taxonomy places the organism in Eukaryota, Viridiplantae, Streptophyta, Magnoliopsida, Poales, Poaceae.